Dentiscutata erythropus is the source of this 192-nucleotide messenger RNA. The record is from the annotation of a GenBank genome assembly. NCBI's taxonomy places the organism in Eukaryota, Fungi, Glomeromycota, Glomeromycetes, Diversisporales, Gigasporaceae.
AUGGAUAAACAUUAUAUUACCAGAGCUGCAUACCGAACUCUUUCUGCUAUUGAGCACAAUUUACCAAGAGAAAGUGCAAUUUUUAUAAGAAAAAAAGAACUAAAUGAUAAAAUGAGUAAAAUUAUACCAAUACAUACUGUCGAUUUGAAGCUAUCAGCUCUUCAAGUUGAAGAAUUUGAAGAUAAUAUGGAA